GCCACGUGUCAUCGUGCUGGACUCGGGAAGGGAUCCUUUUUCGGAUACCUUGGAAUAACUCGGACGAUGCCUUCGUUUCGGUGUCGAGUUAUUUCAAUAAAUAGCCAAGGGGGGGAAGGAGCGGGAAUGAAACCACGAAAGCCACCUCCUCGAUUUCUUUCCCGUUCUCUCUCUCCAUCCCUCUCGAUAUAAAUUUCGUCACUAGGGUUUCCUUUUUUGGCUUUGCGUCGCCGUUUUCGAGAGCCGAAAGGGCUUCCGGUCUUGCGCUCGGGUUUCGAGUUUGUUAUCAUGGCUCCACCUCUUGAAACACCAAACAAGUCUUCUGACAUGCACUUGUUGCAUCCACCUCUCAAUGAAAGAAUAAUUUCGUCCAUGUCCAGGAGGUCUGUCGCAGCACAUCCUUGGCAUGACCUUGAAAUAGGUCCUGGCGCACCAACCAUAUUCAACUGUGUGGUUGAAAUAGGAAAGGGAAGUAAGGUGAAAUAUGAACUCGACAAAAAAACUGGGCUGAUAAAGGUUGACCGUGUGCUGUACUCAUCGGUGGUAUACCCCCAUAACUAUGGAUUCAUCCCACGCACUCUUUGUGAAGACAGUGAUCCCAUGGAUGUGUUGAUUAUCAUGCAGGAGCCAGUGCUCCCAGGAUGUUUCCUUCGGGCUAAAGCCAUAGGUCUCAUGCCUAUGAUUGAUCAGGGAGAAAAGGAUGAUAAAAUAAUUGCAGUGUGCGCGGAUGAUCCUGAAUACAAGCAUUACACCGAUAUUAAGGAGCUCCCUCCUCAUCGCUUAGCUGAAAUCAGGCGCUUCUUUGAAGAUUAUAAGAAAAAUGAAAACAAGGAAGUUGCAGUGAAUGACUUCCUCCCUGCCACCGCUGCUUACGAAGCCAUACAACACUCCAUGGAUCUCUAUGCAACUUACAUAGUGGAGAGUCUGAGGAGGUAGGACUCUUUCAAGGAUCACGAUACAAUGAGUGACACUCUGAAGACCUCUUUGCAGCCGUGGUCACCUUUGUACGCAGAAAGAUAUUGCAGCUUGAACUGUUUUGCAUGAUUGUCAUAACCAGCUGGUGUGGUUGAGAAGAAGUGAAAAGGAAUGAGGGGAGAAAGACAGAUAUGCAGCGACGCUUAUAUGAUGCAAAUAAAACUCGUGGAUUUUUAUCUCUUUAAUAGGAUGUAUUUUGAUGAAUUUGAUCACAUGAUUGGUUUGAGUGUCUGCCAAUAUUCAUCGACUUUUAAGAGCAUAUGAAGGUUGGCAUUUGUCCUGUUCAUACUCUGAAAAUCUUCUCUUAGCACAACUCAUUUAUAUAUUUAAUACAGAAAACUAGAACUAGCCUAAACAUCAUUAGU
This is a messenger RNA of Elaeis guineensis (African oil palm), 1340 nucleotides long. NCBI's taxonomy places the organism in Eukaryota, Viridiplantae, Streptophyta, Magnoliopsida, Arecales, Arecaceae. The record is from RefSeq and is a predicted model, not a curated record.